CAUUGAAAGAUGCACAAGGAAACCCUGACAGCCACUAAAUGAAAUACAAAGAGGGUGAACCAAAAGUCAAGGCAGAGGCAGCAUGAAAUACCAAGAUACAACCCCAUCAACAAGUGCAGUGGGUGCUGGGAAUCCGCCGGGCAGAGGGAGCAGGGAGCGUCAGCGUGAUUAAGUAAAGCGGGAGUCAGCGACGCGCCAAGCUUACGGGAAACGCACUUCAAGGGCACAAACAGGAUGCAAGGUCACAAAUGCAAGAACGUACAUGACGCGAGCAGUGACCUUGAGAAGCGCCCUCUGUGUGAUAGUCUCAGCCCUCGUCUUGAUGCUCGGCAACACCUAUUUCCGGUCACACACCAGGCUGUCUUCCUCAGUGUCCCCGGUGGUCACGUGGGCUGAAAUCCAGGGCCGGCCAAAGGAAAGUGGGCUGAAGGGUGAGAGGCCCAUGACCACCAGGCCCCACGCCGCCCCUGCAGCAUCCCCCAUGCCUGUUCCGCUCGGGUUGACUGGAACGCAGAUGACCCUGGAUAGGGGUCACGUAUGGAAGGUGACGGACACAGGCUGGAGGAGCACAGGUUCCAGGAGGACAGGGACCUGUCUGCUUUGUCUCCCACAGUGCCCCAGAGCACAGACCAGCCCCUGGCACGAAGCAGGUACUCAUCAAACGUCCCUCCCUGUCUUGCUUGUGAAGCCCGGUCGCCAUGCACUGGGCCCGGGGACACUCCUGGAACACCGGCAGAAACAGAAUUCUGAACUUCAGAAGCUGGGACAGCCCCCAAGAGCAAGGCGGCCAAUGAUAGGACUUCAAUUUUUCAUCACCGUCCGUGAAUCAACCCUUCGUUUACCAUCUGACGCCACCAGCUUGGAGGAGAAAGUGGCCACCUCCACAUCCUGUUAGCGCCCACGGGGUGACAAGUAGAGCCAGAGGUCGGGGCGGA
This is a messenger RNA of Hipposideros armiger (great roundleaf bat), 935 nucleotides long. RefSeq lists its product as uncharacterized. Bases 263 to 895 code for a protein of 210 amino acids. NCBI's taxonomy places the organism in Eukaryota, Metazoa, Chordata, Mammalia, Chiroptera, Hipposideridae. The record is from RefSeq and is a predicted model, not a curated record. The transcript has 3 exons.